AUGGUUUUAUUCCAAGGAAACGUGGACUCAAACAAGAACUGCACAGAUAUGAAAACCAAUAAUGCUACAUCGUGUAUUGCAUUAUGUAUUAGAAACGAAUCAUGUUUGCUGACUUUAAUGACUGAGGAGAGCUGUUUUCAUUGUAAUUACGGUAAAGUUAAUUGGAUAACUCGUCAUGACAAUAAUCAUUAUAUUGGUCUGAAGGUACUCUACGACGACAAGCAAAUGACGCAGGCUCAAGGAAAACAAAAUUGUCGGAAUGUUAGUGCACAGCUGAGCGGUUUGGAGAGUAUGAAUGAGACAAGAUUUGUAGCAAAAAAUGCUGAGGUGGAAAUGAGGGCAGACAACACGUUACGUGGAAAAUCUGACCACAAUGGCUGGGCUGUUUGGAUUGAUGGUGAAAGAAGACCUGGGUGUACUGAACAAGCAGUAAUUAAUUCUACAGCUGAAUGUCAAGGUGUAAAAGGCUUCAAUUUCACCGAUACAACACUGACAGCAAAAUUAGGAUACGAUUGGAGUGAGAAUGAGCCAAAUGGAUACGAAGACAAACAGGAUUGUGUUGUGAUGAUGUUACAUACGAAUAGUACAGAAAAAAGAAAUAGAAAGUUGGAUGACACAUCAUGUACUGAUAGCAAAUCUUUCUUGAAACGUGGAGUCUUGUGCGGAAUGAUGGCGAAAUGA
Messenger RNA from Caenorhabditis remanei, 681 nucleotides. RefSeq lists its product as uncharacterized. NCBI's taxonomy places the organism in Eukaryota, Metazoa, Nematoda, Chromadorea, Rhabditida, Rhabditidae. The coding region runs from base 1 to 681 and encodes 226 amino acids. The transcript has 6 exons. The record is from RefSeq and is a predicted model, not a curated record.